This is a messenger RNA of Cynara cardunculus var. scolymus (artichoke), 5165 nucleotides long. RefSeq names its product DNA-directed RNA polymerase III subunit 2. Gene Ontology annotation, biological process: DNA-templated transcription. The transcript is spliced from 39 exons. The coding region runs from base 1420 to 4857 and encodes 1145 amino acids. NCBI's taxonomy places the organism in Eukaryota, Viridiplantae, Streptophyta, Magnoliopsida, Asterales, Asteraceae. Gene Ontology annotation, molecular function: DNA-directed RNA polymerase activity; DNA binding; ribonucleoside binding. The record is from RefSeq and is a predicted model, not a curated record. Gene Ontology annotation, cellular component: RNA polymerase III complex.
GCCAAAACCCCUCCCCUCUUCCCCCCUGUUCCCGUGUCUCGAGUUCUCUCAAGACUCAUCACCAUUGAUCGGUAAGUUGAAAUUAGAUAAUUCUAGGAUCCUUUAAUCGAACCAGACUUAUUGAUAUUUGAUGUUUUUGUUGUAUGAUUGUCAGGUUCCAAUUUUCCAUAACACAUUACACAAGUAAAUUGGAUUUGGAAACUUAGGCGUCGUAUCCCGAGCUGUCUCAGCAAUCAACUGGUUUCUAAUUCUUACUGGCGGAUGGAAGUUUCUAAUACCUACCAACCAAUUAGUGAGUACCGCAACAACGUCUGAUUCUCUAGACUUUGGAAGUACAAUUAUGCAUAUGAUUGGAACCUACCUGCUUACAUCUGCUAACUGACAUGACCAACAGUUGACCUUAGUUACAGAAUAACAGACUUGUGUAAUGUAAACAUGUUGCUACUUUACAUGCCACUGUGCAACAUUGUAAUUCAUGGUACUAAUUUCUUUAGAUGGUCACCCAAUAAAGUGACGUCCACAUCAAUUUGGUUGAGAGAACACUACGGAAAGUUUUGGGAUUAUGCACAUGAAAUUAGGAGGCCAAUCCUGGAUUUACAGUCAAGAUGGAAGUCAAUUUAUCUCAUCUGUUGGGUUUUCUGGACUUUUCCCUUUUCUUUUUGAGAUGGAGAUAAGAGACAAACGAGAGAAAGGAGUAUGUAUCUCAUUCGUCUAGCUUGUUUGAUGAUGCAACAUUUGGAAGAAAAGUAUUUAGGGGCCAUUUGAUUCAUGCAGGCCUGAAGGGGAAUGAAAAUGAAAGUGACAAGGAAUGGAUUUUCAUUCCUCCCAGUUUAACCUGGACUGAAGAUUUAGGCUUGUGGGAGAAUUGACCCAUUAUAUUAUAUAAAACAAAACAGUUUCUUUUAUAUUCAAUCGCAUUAAUGACGGCUUAAUACCUCUAACCAAGCACUCCCUUAGUUUGAAGUAUUUGGCGGUAAUUGAUAUAGCAUCAUCCAUUGUAAUUAGUCAUAUGUGCGUAGACUAGUUGGUAUAUGUGGCGUUUGUAUAUACAUUUGUUUUGAAAUUAUCAUAUAUAUAAAUGCUUAGAAGUUAUAAAGUGGGCAUAACACGACUUUAUGAAUAGGUCUUGCCGACAUUUCGAUAGAAAUGCUAUAUUGAUUGUAGGGUGUUACAAAUCUCUUGAUGCUACAUUUUUUUUUAGUUCUGAUACAAAGUUGAUACCAUCUUUCUUCUUUUGUUGUAGGAGACAUAAAACAAGCAUAUGUUAAUUGUUAAUUUGCACCUUCUUCCUUCUUGGGUACUGAAACAUAGACUUGUUUUGUAGUUUGAGGCUUCAAGAGGACCACCUGGCUCCGCCCCUGGCCAUUUUCAUUUUCCUUAAACUCUAUAACUGAAACACUCCUUGGGUUUUUUCCGAUCAUGGGGGUCAUUGAAGACUCUGCUAUGUUGGACGCAAGUCUUCAAGGUAGUGAAGGGCUUGACAAGCAAUUCCUUGCUGCUCCAGUGAAGUCUGCUGUCGAUAAGUUCCAGUUACUUCCCGAGUUUCUCAAGGUCAGGGGUUUGGUGAAGCAACAUCUGGAAUCUUUCAAUUAUUUUGUUAAAACUGAAAUAAAGAAGAUUGUGCGAGCUAAUGACCUUGUGACAUCUAGAUAUGAUCCUAGCGUCUACCUGAGAUAUAAAGAUGUUUGGAUUGGAAAGCCUUCUGUAGUUGUUGAUGGUGUGACUGACUCACUAACCCCUCAAAAGUGUCGGCUAAGCGACAUGACGUAUGCGGCUCCAAUAUUUGUGAACAUUGAGUAUUGCAAUGGUAGUCAUGGUCAUAAUACCCAUCCACAAUUCAAGAAAGAUGUUGUUAUAGGAAGAAUGCCUAUCAUGUUAAGGAGCUCUUCUUGCGUCCUUUAUGGCAAGGACGAAGAUGAACUAGCAAAACUCGGUGAAUGCCCACUUGACCCAGGCGGAUAUUUUGUUGUGAAAGGAAAUGAAAAGGUGAUAUUAAUUCAAGAACAACUUUCAAAGAACAGGAUAAUUAUAGACACAGAUAAGAAGGGUUGCAUCCAGGCAUCUGUCAUGAGCAGCACAGAGAUGACAAAAAGUAAAACAAUUAUCAGAAUGGAGAAAGAGAAAGUGUAUUUGGUGUUGAAUGCAUUUACUUCCAAGGUUCCCAUUAUGUUGGUCAUGAAAGCUAUGGGUAUGGAAACUGAUCAGGAAGUUGUGCAGAUGCUUGGUAGAGAUCCUCAAUAUGCUACUUUGCUUUUGCCAUCUAUUGAGGAUUGUGCAAGUAUUGGUAUCUAUACACAGCUGCAAGCUUUGGAGUUCCUUGAAAAGAAGCGUAAAAAAUCAAUGUCGAGGUUUGGUAAGGAUGAAGGAGCUUUGGGUGUUCUUCGAGAUAUUUUUAUUCCGAAUAUUCGGGUGCGGGAAAACAAUUUUCAUUUGAAGUGCGUAUACGUUGUGGUGAUGUUGAGACGCAUGAUGGAUGCAAUUUUAAACAAGGAUGCAAUGGAUGACAAAGAUUAUAUAGGCAAUAAACGGCUGGAACUUUCGGGGCAAUUAUUAUCUCUACUAUUUGAGGACCUGUUCAAGUCAAUGAAUGACCAAGUAAAAUUUAAUGUAGAUAAGAUCCUAUCCAAGCCCAGUCGUUCUAGCAGGUUUGAUGUAUCUCAGCAUCUACUGAAAGAGAGUAUUACUGUUGGCUUGGAGCGGAGCCUUUCUACUGGAAAUUGGGAUGUUAGUCGGUUUAAGAUGCACAGGAAAGGCAUGACGCAGAUUGUUACAAGACUGUCCUUCAUUGGAGCAUUUGGCUCCAUGACAAAAAUUUCACCACAGUUUGAGAAGUCGAGGAAAGUCAGUGGACCUAGGGCCUUACAACCUAGCCAGUGGGGCAUGCUUUGCCCCUGUGACACUCCUGAAGGUGAAGCUUGUGGGUUGGUGAAAAAUCUGGCUCUAAUGACACAUGUUACAACAGAUGAAGAGGAAGGCCCAAUUAUCUCCUUGUGUACCUGCUUCGGUGUUGAAGACUUGUCAACACUUUCUGGAGAAGAACUCCAUUCACCAAGUUCAUAUCUCAUCAUAUUAAACGGGCUUAUCCUCGGCAAGCAUAGGAGGCCAGAGCGGUUUGCUAAUGUAAUGAGAAAGCUACGGAGGGCGGGCAAAGUAGGUGAUUUUGUAAGCAUCUAUGUCAAUGAGAAACAGCGUUGUGUUUAUAUUGCUUCAGAUGGUGGUCGUGUUUGUCGGCCACUUGUAAUUGCAGACAAUGGUGUAUCUAGAAUUAAGGAUCAUCACAUGAGAGAGUUGAAGGAUGGAGUUCGGAAUUUCGACAGUUUUCUACGGGAAGGCCUGAUAGAGUAUCUUGAUGUCAACGAAGAGAACAAUGCUUUGAUUGCUUUAUACGAAGGAGAGGCAACCCAUGAGACGACCCAUGUUGAAAUAGAACCUUUCACAAUCUUAGGUGCUUGUGCUGGACUGAUUCCUUUUCCUCAUCAUAACCAAUCCCCGAGAAAUACCUAUCAGUGUGCCAUGGGAAAGCAAGCAAUGGGUAAUAUUGCAUAUAAUCAGCUAUGUCGGAUGGAUACCUUGAUCUACCUUUUGGUUUAUCCUCAACGGCCGCUACUGACGACGAGAACAAUCGAGCUGGUUGGGUAUGAUAAACUUGGAGCUGGGCAAAAUGCUACUGUUGCAGUUAUGAGUUACAGUGGUUAUGACAUUGAGGAUGCCAUAGUUAUGAAUAAAUCAUCCUUGGAUCGCGGUUUUGGUCGCUGUAUCGUAAUGAAAAAGAUAUCAGCUGCUUAUCAGAAAUAUGACAAUACUAGUGAUCAGUUCUCAUCUCCUUGCAGAUCCCAGCACGAUCAGAUUCAGAUUCUGGACAAUGACGGACUUGCUUCUCCUGGUGAAAUAAUCAGACAUCAAGACGUUUAUUUCCAGAAAGAGUGUCCUAUAGAUCCAAAGGGUUCCAUGAAGUCACAUCCAUCGCAAACUCCAUAUAGAACAAGUAAACAAACCUACAAAGGUGCAGAAGGGGAGACGGCUGUUGUGGAUAGAGUGGCUUUGUGCUCUGAUAAGCGUAACAAUUUAAAUGUAAAGUUCAUGAUUCGUCAUACUCGAAGGCCUGAGGUUGGUGAUAAAUUUAGUAGUCGACAUGGCCAGAAAGGUGUUUGUGGGACCAUUGUCCAACAAGAAGAUUUUCCUUUCUCUGAACGUGGCAUUUGCCCAGAUUUGAUUAUGAAUCCUCAUGGGUUUCCAAGUCGAAUGACUGUUGGGAAGAUGAUAGAGCUUCUUGGUAGUAAGGCUGGUGUUUCAUGCGGGAGAUUUCAUUAUGGCAGUGCAUUUGGGGAACCUAGUGGUCAUGCAGACAAAGUUGAAGAUAUAAGUGAAACCCUUGUGAAGCAUGGCUUUUGCUACAAUGGGAAGGACUUCCUAUAUUCAGGUAUCACUGGUAUGCCACUACAAGCAUAUAUUUUCAUGGGGCCAAUAUACUACCAGAAGCUAAAGCACAUGGUCCUUGAUAAGAUGCAUGCUCGAGGCAUGGGCCCUCGCCAACUGAUAACAAGACAGCCCACAGAAGGGAGAAGCCGUAAUGGAGGGUUGCGAGUGGGGGAAAUGGAACGAGAUUGUUUGAUUGCUUAUGGAACGAGUAACCUGAUAUAUGAGCGCUUAAUGAUCUCUAGUGACCCUUUUGAGGUUCAGGUUUGUAGGAAAUGUGGCUUAUUAGGAUACAUAAAUUACAAGUCGAAAACUAGGGUAUGUUCCACAUGCAAGAAUGGAGAUAAUAUCUCAGCCAUGAAACUACCAUAUGCUUGCAAGCUUUUAUUUCAGGAACUCCAGUCAAUGAAUAUAGUUCCUCGUUUGAAGUUGGCUGAUUAAUGAUCUCCCUCUCUCUAUCUCUCUCUCUCUCUCUCUCUAUAUAUAUAUAUAUAUAUAUAUAUAUAACCACUAUUUGCUCGCAUUGGCUUUUGUUACCUUCAAGGAAACCUUAUUUUUGUACGGUUUCUGUUUGACUAAUUAAUUUUUGGUAGUGUUGAUUAAGAAAGACAACAUAUGCAUACCGGCAUCUAUCUCUAGACAUGAGGAAAUUAGGUUAACCGAAACUAGGCCCAGUCACUGAAACCGGAUUAUCCCAUUCCGGUUAUAAUUAGUUGUCAACUGAAAGUAUGGUAACUGAUUAUGAUAGA